Lemur catta (Ring-tailed lemur) is the source of this 5056-nucleotide messenger RNA. RefSeq names its product SRY-box transcription factor 4 (gene SOX4). The transcript has 2 exons. Lineage: Eukaryota; Metazoa; Chordata; Mammalia; Primates; Lemuridae. Bases 1271 to 2722 code for a protein of 483 amino acids. The record is from RefSeq and is a predicted model, not a curated record. Gene Ontology annotation, molecular function: DNA-binding transcription activator activity, RNA polymerase II-specific; RNA polymerase II cis-regulatory region sequence-specific DNA binding. Gene Ontology annotation, biological process: anatomical structure morphogenesis; cell differentiation; positive regulation of transcription by RNA polymerase II.
AUAGAGGCUGAUUCUUUAUUCCAAUGCUGAAAAGAACUAAUAAAAAUAAUCACUUGGCUUUUAAGCAGAAAGCUUCCAUUUACAGUAUUUCACCCUACCCCCCCCCCAAGCCUCUUGUUAUCUAACAUAAUGGUUAGAAUACAUUUCCGUCUCUCCCCUUAAUAAUUUCAUGCAUUAACAUCCUCUUCACACCACACACACACACACACACACACACACACACACACACACACACACACACACACAGCAAAAGGGAAAAGGCACCAGAAAUCUCAGCUGUACUUCUAGCCCUUUUAAAAAGUUUGCUCUGUAAAUUAGAAUGAGGUCAGAUUUGGAGCUUCUCAUUGCACGCGGAGAUUAUUAUUGCAUCGGGUUCCAAGCCAAUGGGAAGCCCGGGGGAGGGGCUUGGCAUGAGGAAGCGUUGGUUACAGCGGCUGAUUGGCUGCGGCCAAGACUGUGAAAGGAUAAAGAGGCGCGAGGCGGAAUUGGGGUCUGCUCUAAGCUGCAGCAAGAGAAACUGAGUGUGAGGGGAAGAGGCCUGUUUCGCUCCCGGGUCUCUAUUUCUUGCACGCUCUUUUAAGAGUCUGCAUUGGAGGAACUCUGCCAUUACCAGCUCCCUUCUUGCAGAAGGGAGGAGGAAACAUACAUUUAUUCAUGCCAGUCUGUUGCAUGCAGGCUUUUUGGCUUCCUACCUUGCAACAAAAUAAUUGCACAAACUCCUUAGUGCCGAUUCCGCCCACAGAGAGUCCUGGAGCCAGAGUCUUUUUUGCUUUGCAUUGUAGGAAGGGGACUAAGUGAUAGAGACUAUGUCGCUUUCCUGAGCUACCGAGAGCGCUCGUGAAUUGGAAACAACUGCUUCAGGGGGGAAAAAAGACUUGCCUGGGAGGCCGCGAGAAAACUUGCAUUGGAAGCUUCAGCAACCAGCAUUCAAGAAACUCCUCUCCAAUUUAGCCCGGUCUCCAGACUCAGAGCCGAGAACCAGAGCAAACUGCAGCGCGGUGAGAGAGCGAGAGAGAGGGAGAGAAAGACUCUCCAGCCUGGGAACUAUAACUCGUCUGCGAGAGGCAGAAUACUCCUUCCCCGCAUCUUUUGGGGACUUUUCUCUCUUCGCCCACCUCCGCCCCUGCCAGGAGUUGAGGGGCCAGUUCGGCCGCCGCGCGUGUCCGCUCGCUAGGCGUGUGUUUGGCCCGGGGAGCCGGGAGGGCCCGGCGAUCGCGCCGCGGCCGCCGCGAGGGUGUGAGCGCGCGUGGGCGCCCGCCGAGCCGGGGCCAUGGUGCAGCAAACCAACAACGCCGAGAACACGGAAGCGCUGCUGGCCGGCGAGAGCUCGGACUCGGGCGCCGGCCUCGAGCUGGGCAUCGCCUCCUCCCCCACGCCCGGGUCCACCGCCUCCACGGGCGGCAAGGCCGACGACCCGAGCUGGUGCAAGACGCCGAGCGGGCACAUCAAGCGGCCCAUGAAUGCCUUCAUGGUGUGGUCGCAGAUCGAGCGGCGCAAGAUCAUGGAGCAGUCGCCCGACAUGCACAACGCCGAGAUCUCCAAGCGACUGGGCAAACGCUGGAAGCUGCUCAAAGACAGCGACAAGAUCCCUUUCAUUCGGGAGGCGGAGCGGCUGCGCCUCAAGCACAUGGCUGACUACCCCGACUACAAGUACCGGCCCAGGAAGAAGGUGAAGUCCGGCAACGCCAACUCCAGUUCCUCGGCCGCCGCCUCCUCCAAGCCGGGGGAGAAGGGAGACAAGGUCGGUGGCAGCGGCGGGGGCGGCCACGGGGGCGGCGGCGGUGGCGGGAGCAGCAACGCGGGGGGAGGAGGCGGCGGCGCGAGCGGCGGCGGCGCCAACUCCAAACCGGCUCAGAAAAAGAGCUGCGGCUCCAAAGUGGCGGGCGGCGCGGGCGGCGGGGUCAGCAAACCGCACGCCAAGCUCAUCCUGGCGGGCGGCGGCGGCGGCGGCGGCAGCGGGAAAGCAGCGGCCGCCGCCGCCGCCUCCUCCUUCGCCUCCGAGCAGGCGGGGGCCGCCGCCCUGCUGCCCCUGGGCGCCGCUGCGGCCGCCGACCACCACUCGCUGUACAAGGCGCGGACUCCCAGCGCCUCGGCCUCGGCCUCCGCGGCGGCCUCGGCCUCCGCCGGCCUCGCCGCGCCGGGCAAGCACCUGGCCGAGAAGAAGGUGAAGCGCGUCUACCUGUUCGGCGGCCUGGGCGCGUCGUCGCCCGUCGGCGGCGUGGGCGCGGGCGCCGACCCCAGCGACCCCCUGGGCCUGUACGAGGAGGGGGGCGCGGGCUGCUCGCCCGACGGGCCGAGCCUGAGCGGCCGCAGCAGCGCCGCCUCGUCGCCCGCCGCCGGCCGCUCGCCCGCUGACCACCGCGGCUACGCCAGCCUGCGCGCCGCCUCGCCCGCCCCGUCCAGCGCGCCCUCGCACGCGUCCUCCUCGGCCUCGUCCCACUCCUCCUCCUCCUCUUCCUCCUCCUCCUCCUCGGGCUCCUCGUCCUCCGACGACGAGUUCGAAGACGACCUGCUCGACCUGAACCCCAGCUCAAACUUUGAGAGCAUGUCCCUGGGCAGUUUCAGCUCGUCGUCGGCGCUGGACCGGGACCUGGAUUUUAACUUCGAGCCCGGCUCCGGCUCGCACUUCGAGUUCCCGGACUACUGCACGCCCGAGGUGAGCGAGAUGAUCUCGGGAGACUGGCUCGAGUCCAGCAUCUCCAACCUGGUCUUCACCUACUGAAAGGCGCGUGGGCAGGGAGCAGAAGGGCCGGGGUGGGGGGCAAGAGAGAAGAAAAAAAAAAAGAAGAAGAAGAAGAAGAAGAGGAAGAAGAAGACAGAUGAAGAGUUGAAAGAGAAAAGGGAAAAAGAAAAAAAAAAGAAAAGAAAAAAAAAGUGAGCAGGGCUGGCUUGGGCCGCGUCCUCGUCGUCGGAGAGGAGCGCGGCAGCGUUUGGGACCCGCGCUCCCAUCCCCCCACCUCCCCGGGCCGGGGACCCACUCGGUCCAGCCGGAGGGACGCGGAGGAGGCGGAGGGUAGACAGGGGCGACCUUUUAUUGUUGUUAUUGAUGUUGUUGUUGAUGGCAAAAAAGCUACUUCGAGUUUCCUCCCCUUUGCUUGAAGAGACCCCCCCUUCCCCUUCCAACGAGCUUCCGGACUUGUCUGCACCCCCAGCAAGAAGCCGAGUUAGUUUGCUAGAGACUGAAGGAAUCUCUCCCCUGUCGCAUCGCCACCCUGGUGUUUUUGGUUUUUGGUCAAGAGAAGGUGGCGUGAGGGGAGGUGGAAUCCAGCGCGCCCCCUCCCUUGUUUUUCUUUUCUUUCUUUUCUUUUUUCUUUUUUUGGAAAUGCCUGAUGAAGACAGAAGGCUCCGGGGUGAUGAAUUUGGCGGAUGGCAGAUGUUUUGGGGGAGCGCCGAGGACUGAGAGACUCCACGCUGGCGAAUUCUCGUUUGGGGUUUUUCUUGUUUUAUGUUCGUUUUUUUUUUUUUUCUUUGUUUCUUUUUUUUUUUUUUUCCUUGCCCCUGCAGCUGGAGGAGGAGAUGUUGAGGGGAGGAGGCCAGCCAGAGGGACCGGCGCUAGGACGUGACCCGAGAGCCUAGCUGGAAGCCGCAGCAGCCAGGGCGAGGGCGGGGGCAGAGAAGGACGCGGACUGGAAGGGGCUCACGAUCAAACCGAAACGGAUUUGCACGUUCGGGAGCGGGCGGCGGCGGCCCCUGGGCCUCCGCCUUCUUUCUCUAUGAAAUCGGUGAGGUGUAAAUGAGAAGACGUGUUUUUUUCCCUCACCGAUGCUCCAUCCUCGUAUUUUUUUUUCCUUGUAAAUGUAAUCAGAUGCCAUUUUAUAUGUGGACGUAUUUAUACUGGCCAAACAUUAUUUUUUUCUUAUUUUGUCCCUUUUUUCUUUCCUUUUGCUUUCUUUUCUUUCUUUUUACUUUCUUUAUUUCUUCCUUCCUUCCUUUUUUCUUCUUUCUUUCUUUUCUUUCUUUCUUUUUUUUUUUUUUUGGUAGUAGUUGUUACCCACGCCAUUUUACGUCUCCUUCACUGAAGGGCUAGAGUUUUAACUUUUAAUUUUUUAUAUUUAAAUGUAGACUUUUGACACUUUUAAAAAACAAAAAAAGACAAGAGAGAUGAAAACGUUUGAUUAUUUUCUCAGUGUAUUUUUGUAAAAAAUAUAUAAAGGGGGUGUUAAUCGGUGUAAAUCGCUGUUUGGAUUUCCUGAUUUUAUAAUAGGGCGGCUGGUUAAUAUCUCACACAGUUUUGAAAAAUCAGCCCCUAAUUUCUCCAUGUUUACACUUCAAUCUGCAGGCUUCUUAAAGUGACAGUAUCCCUUAACCUGCCACCAGUGUCCACCCUCCGACUCCAGUCUUGUAAAAGGGGGAGGAGAAAUAGCCAAACACUGUAUGCUUUUAAGAAAAACAGAUUUUUAAACGAAAUACUGUUCUGUCCAGAGGCUUUAAAACUGGGGCAUUUACGGCAAAAAGGGAUCCUGUAGCUUUAACUUGUAAACCACAUCUUUUUUGCACUUUUUUUAUAAGCAAAAACGUGCCGUUUAAACCACUGGAUCUAUCUAAAUGCCGAUUUGAGUUCGCGACACUAUGUACUGCGUUUUUCAUUCUUGUAUUUGACUAUUUAAUCCUUUCUACUUGUCGCUAAAUAUAAUUGUUUUAGUCUUAUGGCAUGAUGAUAGCAUAUGUGUUCAGGUUUAUAGCUGUUGUGUUUAAAGAUUGAAAAAAGUGGAAAACAUCUUUGUACAUUUAAGUCUGUAUUAUAAUAAGCAAAAAGAUUGUGUGUAUGUAUGUUUAAUAUAACAUGACAGGCACUAGGACGUCUGCCUUUUUAAGGCAGUUCCGUUAAGGGUUUUUGUUUUUAAACUUUUUUUUGCCAUCCAUCCUGUGCAAUAUGCCGUGUAGAAUAUUUGUCUUAAAAUUCAAGGCCACAAAAACAAUAUUUGGGGGAAAAAAAGAAAAAAAAUCAUGCCAGCUAAUCAUGUCAAGUUCACUGCCUGUCAGAUUGUUGAUAUAUACCUUCUGUAAAUAACUUUUUUUGAGAAGGAAAUAAAAUCAGCUGGAACUGAACCCUAAA